Messenger RNA from Arvicola amphibius (Eurasian water vole), 1444 nucleotides. It is a transcript of the gene Chid1, whose product is annotated as chitinase domain containing 1. Bases 175 to 1365 code for a protein of 396 amino acids. The record is from RefSeq and is a predicted model, not a curated record. The transcript is spliced from 13 exons. Gene Ontology annotation, molecular function: oligosaccharide binding; chitin binding. NCBI's taxonomy places the organism in Eukaryota, Metazoa, Chordata, Mammalia, Rodentia, Cricetidae. Gene Ontology annotation, cellular component: extracellular region. Gene Ontology annotation, biological process: carbohydrate metabolic process.
CCCAGCGUGCCGUGCGCAUGGCAUAUAGGAAGCUGGCGUGGCGCAGCGAUAGCGCGCGGCGACCUGUGGGCGGGACUUCCGGCGCGAUGAAUCGUCUUCCGGCCGUGCUUGAUGGGUCUGGCCGGUCUUCUGACAUGAAGCCCCCUGGACCUAGAAAUUGGUUCCUUCUGUGACAUGCCCACCAUGUGGCCACUUCUUCAUGUCCUCUGGCUUGCUCUGGCCUGUGGCUCUGUUCACACCACCCUGUCAAAGUCAGAUGCCAAAAAAGCUGCCUCAAAGAUGCUGCUGGAAAAGACUCAGUUUUCAGAUAAACCUGUCCAAGAUCGGGGUCUGGUGGUGACAGACAUCAAAGCUGAGGAUGUGGUUCUUGAACAUCGUAGCUACUGCUCAGCAAGGGCUCGGGAGAGAAACUUUGCCGGAGAGGUCCUAGGCUAUGUCACUCCGUGGAAUAGCCAUGGCUAUGAUGUUGCCAAAGUCUUUGGGAGCAAGUUCACACAGAUCUCACCAGUCUGGCUGCAGCUGAAGAGACGUGGUCGUGAGAUGUUUGAAAUCACAGGCCUCCAUGAUGUGGACCAAGGGUGGAUGCGAGCUGUCAAGAAGCAUGCCAAAGGUUUGCGCAUAGUGCCCCGGCUUCUCUUUGAAGACUGGACUUACGAUGAUUUCCAGAAUGUCUUAGACAGUGAGGAUGAAAUAGAAGAACUCGGCAAGACCGUGGUACAGGUGGCAAAGAACCAGCAUUUUGAUGGUUUUGUGGUGGAGGUCUGGAGCCAGUUGCUGAGCCAGAAGCAUGUAGGCCUCAUCCACAUGCUUACUCACUUGGCUGAGGCGCUGCACCAGGCCAGGCUGUUGGUCAUUCUGGUCAUCCCACCUGCUGUCACCCCUGGGACCGACCAGCUGGGAAUGUUUACACACAAGGAGUUUGAAAAACUGGCCCCUGUACUAGAUGGCUUCAGCCUCAUGACAUACGACUACUCCACAUCACAACAGCCUGGCCCUAAUGCUCCAUUGUCAUGGAUUCGAGCCUGUGUCCAAGUCCUAGACCCCAAGUCACAGUGGCGAAGCAAGAUCCUCCUGGGGCUGAACUUCUACGGCAUGGAUUAUGCAGCCUCCAAGGAUGCCCGUGAGCCUGUCAUUGGGGCCAGGUACAUACAGACGCUGAAGGACCACAGGCCCCGAGUGGUAUGGGACAACCAGGCUGCGGAGCACUUCUUUGAGUACAAGAAGAAUCGCGGCGGCAGGCAUGUUGUCUUCUACCCAACUCUGAAGUCUCUGCAGGUGCGGCUGGAGCUAGCCAGGGAGCUGGGCGUCGGGGUCUCCAUCUGGGAGCUGGGCCAAGGCCUGGAUUACUUCUAUGACCUGCUGUAGGCUGGACAGCAACACCCAAGAGACUACGGACUUUUCUAAGCCAUGGAGUGACUGGUGAAAUACAGGCCUCUUCUCUGUU